UGUUCUAAUAGGAAUUUCCGCCGUUACGUCAUAAAUUAGUCACGUGAACGCUUGGUUGGCUAAAGAUUUGAAAAUUUAAAUGGCCGCAAACUAAGCAAACAGAGAAGACGUUUUUGUCAUGGUUGUAUCGUGUUGCGUAAUCGGAUGUGUCAAUAGGUUUAAUAAAAGUGACCCAAGGAGCUUUUAUCGUAUUCCUAAAAAUCCUGAAAUGAGAAGACGGCUUUGGAUAGAUGCUAUUCGACGUCAAGAUACCGGCAAGCAUUGGGAACCAGCGGACCUCGACCGUGUUUGCCACCUUCAUUUCGUAACCGGCAAAAAGAGCAAUGAUCAGUCAUCCCCUGAAUAUGUUUCAUCGGUUCAUAUGGGUUAAAUUAAAGGUAACCAGAUUAACCCAGAACAGCGGAAAGCGAAACACUUUAGAGCUGAGAAGCGUGAAUCAGAAAGAGGGUAUCAUGAAGUAGCCUCAGCACUUUUGGAUUUAUCCUCCCUAGAGAACAUCAGUCAACCAGAUUUAGACUCAAACCUACCAGAUCCAUCCUCUCUACACGACGAUUGCUUAAAGAAGAUAGCAGGGCUCCAAGUAGAAAACAGACAGCUGUAUUCGGAAUUGGAGAGACCUCAGUCAGAGAACAAGGUUCUUUAAGGUCGAUUGGGAAAGAUGUGCUUCGAUGAACAAGUAACAGAUAGUGACCGUAGACUGCAGUUUCACACUGGAAUUCCAUCUAUUGUUUUGUUUAAGCUAGAGUAUAUAAUUGUUGACAAAGUUUAAAUUAAAACUGUCAGGAGAAACAGACUGAGAAGAGAUUUAUUGCAUCCAUGUAUAUGGCAAACAAUUCACAGUUUAAAAAAAAAUUGUUGAUGCUUUCUUCUUAUAGGGAAUAACUGAUAAUUUUUGGAAGGGGAAACUGCUUAAUAUUGAUUUUAUUUAUGCCUUAAAAAUUAAUGUUUUAGCCGUAGGUACAACCAUAUAGAAAUGCAUAUUAUACACAGUAUUUUUAUAAAAAUAUUCUCUAUUCGAGGGUUUUCUUCUAAUUGUUUACUUCGGUGGACCCUUAACAGUGUUGUUUUAUCAAGUAACCGUUUAAAAGGCCCUUGGGCCCCUUGUAUAUUUCUUUUAAAGAUGUUUUACCAAAUUCAAAAUGUUAUUAAAAGCCAUGCAUAGUUUAAUGCAUUGAUUCUGUGAAACAGUGUAAACUUCUUAUCGUUUGGAUGAAAAACUUAACGUUUCUGAUAUUCAGUUACUUUAAAAACACAAUUUUCGAAGCCUCUUAUUUCUCCAUCGUAAUCUUUAUUUUCCCCACUCUCCAUUGUCCAUGUAUGUAUAAUGCCCUUCCCCACUAAAUCGUUUGGUUAGUAUUAUGGUGCAGUUUUCCUUAACGUUAUUAAUUUCGUCAGAUUUUGUUGUAAUUUUGUAAUGUCAUAAACCUUUCCUUUCGAUGAAAACUGUAAGAGUUUUUUGAAGUUUUUGUCUUUAUUGAACACUUUUUAGUAGAUAUUUAUUUUUUUAUGCUAUCCAUUUUCUCUUUUUUGGUUUUCAAUUUAUCAAGCUC
This is a messenger RNA of Magallana angulata, 1550 nucleotides long. RefSeq names its product THAP domain-containing protein 1-like. The transcript has 3 exons. Gene Ontology annotation, molecular function: sequence-specific DNA binding. NCBI's taxonomy places the organism in Eukaryota, Metazoa, Mollusca, Bivalvia, Ostreida, Ostreidae. The record is from RefSeq and is a predicted model, not a curated record.